UUUUAUGCAAAAAGUUAUUAUUUUAGAUCAUAUUUAGUUGAUUAUUGUGUAAAAUUUUUAUUAAAAAUGUCUGGUACCAUCGAAAUCCCUUUACGGGACACCGAUGAGGUAAUUGAGGUACAUCCAGAUCAGUUACCGGAAGGUCAAGAAGUUUUAAGCAUCUUGAGACAAGAGCGUUCGCAACUAAACACAUGGGUCAACGUUGCGUUGGCUUACUAUAAACAAGGCAAAACCAAUGAUUUCAUUGAAUUGCUGGAAACUGCACGCGAUGAGGCCAAUAAAGACUACAGAGAAUUUGACAAGGACCAAAUGCGCUGCUAUGAUAUGCUUGCAGCGCAUUAUGUCCAAGAAGCAAAUAGGGAAAAGUUGAAGGAUAAAAAGCGUGAACUUUUUAUGAAAGCUACUAAUUUAUAUACGACAGCAGAUAAGAUUAUAAUGUACGACCAAAACCAUCUAUUAGGGCGUGCAUACUUCUGCCUGCUCGAAGGUGAUAAAAUGGAACAAGCAGAUGUGCAGUUCAAUUUCGUUUUAAAUCAGUCGCCAUCGAAUAUACCCUCGCUGCUAGGCAAAGCCUGUAUUGCAUUUAAUAAGAAAGAUUAUCGAGGUGCUUUAGCAUUUUACAAAAAGGCUUUACGUACAAAUCCUAAUUGUCCCGCAAACGUACGUAUGGGAAUGGGACAUUGCUUUCUUAAAAUGAAUAAUCAAGAAAAAGCAAAACUGGCUUUCCAACGAGCACUUGACUUAGAUCCCAAUUGUGUAGGAGCACUUAUUGGCCUUGCUAUACUUAAACUGAAUUUGCAUGAGCCCGAUUCAAACAAAAUGGGCGUUCAAAUGCUUUCUAAAGCCUAUACAAUUGACUCUACUAGUCCAAUGGUGUUAAACCAUUUAGCAAACCAUUUUUUUUUCAAAAAGGAUUAUUCGAAGGUCCAACAUUUAGCAUUACAUGCCUUUCAUAAUACCGAAAAUGAAGCAAUGCGUGCUGAAAGCUGUUACCAAUUGGCACGCAGUUUCCAUGCACAGAACGAUUUUGAUCAGGCGUUUCAGUACUACUAUCAGUCUACACAAAUUGCUCCAUCUAAUUUCGUCUUACCACAUUAUGGCUUAGGUCAAAUGUAUAUAUAUCGUGGCGAUACAGAAAAUGCAGCCCAAUGCUUUGAAAAAGUACUUAAAAUACAACCAGGAAAUUAUGAAACAAUGAAAAUUUUGGGUUCGCUUUAUGCAAAUUCAAGUUCACAAACCAAACGUGACAUGGCAAAAGCCCAUUUAAAGAAAGUUACUGAACAGUUUCCGGAAGAUGUUGAAGCUUGGAUUGAGCUUGCACAAAUUUUAGAGCAGAAUGAUUUACAAGCUUCGUUGGGUGCUUAUGGUACAGCCUCUUCUAUAUUACGCGAUAAAGUGAAAGUUGAUAUUCCAGCCGAAAUCCUUAAUAAUGUUGCUGCUUUACACUAUCGACUAGGCAAUCAAACAGUUGCCAAAGAAAAAUUGCUCGAAGCUCUAGAACGUGCUAAAAAGGAUACUCCAAAUGAUAAACCAUAUUUUGAUUCAAUUUCGGUAACCAUGACUUAUAAUCUAGCACGUUUAAAUGAGUCUAUGUCUUGUUUCGAUGUAGCAGACAAAUUCUAUAAGGAUAUUUUAAAGGAGCAUCCUAAUUAUAUUGAUUGUUAUUUACGAUUAGGCUGUAUGGCACGCGACAAAGGUUUAAUUUUUGUUGCUUCAGAUUUUUUCAAAGAUGCACUCAAUAUAAAUAAUGACAAUCCCGAUGCAAGAACACUACUUGGUAAUCUCCAUUUAGCUAAAAUGCAAUUCGCUUUGGGUCAGAAAAAUUUUGAAACUAUAUUGAAGAAUUCGGGUACAUCAACAGAUGCAUAUUCACUCAUUGCGUUGGGUAAUUUUUCACUGCAAACACUACAUCAAUCUAUAAAAGACAAAGAUAAAGAAAGAAAGCAUCAGGAAAAAGCUUUAUCCAUAUAUAAGCAAGUUCUACGCAACGAUCCUCGUAAUAUAUGGGCAACUAAUGGCAUUGGUGCAGUGCUUGCCCACAAAGGUUGCAUUAUUGAAGCAAGAGAUAUAUUUGCACAAGUGCGAGAAGCUACUGCUGAGUUCUCUGACGUUUGGUUAAAUAUAGCACAUAUAUACGUAGAGCAAAAACAAUACAUCAGCGCCAUUCAAAUGUAUGAGAAUUGUAUGAAAAAAUUCUACAGACAUCACAAUAUUGAUGUAAUGCAAUAUCUAGCACGUGCAUAUUUGCGAGCAAACAAAAUCAAGGAUGCAAAACUGGUACUAUUGAAAGCAAGAAGAGUUGCGCCCCAAGAUAGUGUUCUACUUUUUAACAUAGCAGUCGUUUUACAACGUUUGGCCAUGGUCAUAUUGAAAGAUGAAAAAUCCACGCUGGAAGUUGUGUUACAAGCUGUGCAUGAAUUGGAAUUGGCACAAAAAUAUUUUCAAUAUUUAUCAAUCUAUGGUGAUAAGAGUCGUUUUAAUGUUGAUAUUGCUGGUUUGGAAGCUAAUCAGUGUCAAGAUCUAUUAUCACAAGCACAAUAUCAUGUUUCUAGAGCACGUCGUAUUGAUGAGGAAGAGAAGACUCUGCGUCGCAAACAGGAAGAGGAACGAAUGGCAUUUAAAUUAAAACAAGAGGAAGAACGCAAAAAGCGUGAAGAGGAACAAAAAAUGUCACGCGAACAGCUUUUGGCCAAACGUCAAGAAUUUGUGGAGAAAACUAAAAAUAUUUUAAUUAUUGCUGAAGCACCCCCUGAGAAGGAAAGAAAGAAAGGUGGCGGUCGACCGCGUAAAGAUGACUAUGUAUCUGAUUCUGAAAGUGGAGAAAGAAAUGAAGUUGAUGGUGCAGAACGUUCACAGAAGAAAAAAGGUGAACGUAAGAAGGGUGCAGGACGUAAACGCAAGAGGAUCGCUGAUAACGACGAAAGUGAUAGCGAUGGUGAAGCACCGAAAGAAAAACGUCCAAGUAAAAAGAAGGUCAAAGAGGUCAAGGAAAAAUUAUCAGCUAAACAACGGCUUAAAAUUGUUUCAAAGGAAACGAUUUCUACAAGCGAAUCGGAAAGCGAUGCAGGCGGUCGCAAACGCAACAAAAAUAAGGAUGAUAGCGAUAGUGAUAGAAGUGGUGAUGAUACUGGUGUUGUUAAGCGUUCUAGAAAACGAAUCAUUUCAGGUGAUGAAUCUGAUCGAUCCAAGUCUGCGUCAAAAUCACGUAGUGUAAGUCGUUCUGUAUCCAGAUCAAGAUCACGAUCUGUAGCUCGAUCUAAGUCAGGAUCUCGAUCUCGAAGUAGAAGUAGAAGCGGUAGUCGCUCUGGUUCAGGCAGUAGAUCACGUUCUCGUUCUAGAUCUGUAUCUGGAUCACGUUCACGAUCUGCUUCAGGCUCCAGGUCACGUUCUCGAUCAAAAUCAGGUAGUCGAUCUCGAUCAAGAUCAAAGUCAGCGUCACGUUCUAGAUCAAAAUCUGUCUCAAGAUCACGUUCUAGAUCACGCUCUGGAUCUCGUUCCUCAUCUGGAAGCAGAUCACGUUCUAGAUCGGUUUCGGGAUCACGUUCCCGUUCUCGUUCAAAAUCUGGUUCACGCAGUCGUUCCGGUUCACAUUCUAGUAAAUAAGUUGCAACUUUUAAAUAUAUGUAAUAUCCAUGUCAACAUAUAUGAAUUUAUGAA
Messenger RNA from Teleopsis dalmanni, 3657 nucleotides. RefSeq names its product RNA polymerase-associated protein CTR9 homolog. The transcript has 4 exons. Lineage: Eukaryota; Metazoa; Arthropoda; Insecta; Diptera; Diopsidae. The record is from RefSeq and is a predicted model, not a curated record. Bases 67 to 3603 code for a protein of 1178 amino acids. Gene Ontology annotation, molecular function: RNA polymerase II complex binding. Gene Ontology annotation, cellular component: Cdc73/Paf1 complex. Gene Ontology annotation, biological process: regulation of DNA-templated transcription.